UUUCAUUAUUUCACAGUUGGCAAUAUAAAAUACAUCAGGAAUAUUUCAAAAAUAAAAUGGCAAGAAAAAUAAGCCAAAUAAAUGCUUGACAAUGUCAAGUUUUCACAACUGUUAGCAACUUAGUUGGUUGGCAAUGGGAAAUUGGUUGGCAACUCUCAAAAUGUAAUUUCAUAGAUAUUUGUACCAUGUCCGGACAUGGUACAAAUAAAUCUAUGAAAUUAUAUUUUGAGAGUGCGUUUUUUCAUUUUUAUUUUGAUACUUCUUUAUUACUCGCACUCAUAAACUAUUUGGGAGUUGAGCGCGUCUGUUCUCAAUUCUAAAUUGCAUUGCAACCACGCACCCCUGAACAAUCCCUCGUUUUGGAAUCAACGCGGCGGCGGAUUGAAUAGACCUGUUCGACUUCAUGCGGGAGCUGCUCAGCCCGAUCGAUCUAAAUGUUCAGUGUUCUUUUGAGUCACUCUCGCGGUAUUGUGAUGUCAUGCACCAAUCAGUCUGCGCAGGCGCCGCAUGAGGUCGAAAUAACCCACCCACAAGAGGAACCGGAAGUUACGUAGCAGCCAGCCAGCCACGCAUAUUUACGCACGCCGUGGAUGUGAAAUUCAAACUGCUGUUUUACUACAUGCUGCUGAACUUCUGCCUCGCUUGUUGAUCUUUAUCUUAUGGUGUUUUAUUACACAAAGGUAAGUAAACUUUAUUUUUUAAAGAAAGCUUAACUUAGACACAUGUUAUAGUAGUUCACAGCAGCGUACUCGUUUGUUCACUUGUGGCUCUUAUACUUUUUAUGCUAGAACGCACGCCGUGGAUGUGAAAUUCAAACUGCUGUUUAAUGCUGCUGAACUUUUGCCUGGCUUGUUGAUCUUUAUCUUCUGGUAUUUUAUUACACACAGGUAAGUAAACUUGUUUUGUUUUUUUAAAGAAAGCUUAACUUAGACACAUGUUAUAGUAGUUCACAGCAGCGUACUCGUUUGUUCACUUGUGGCUCUUAUACUUUUUAUGCUAGAACGCACGCCGUGGAUGUGAAAUUCAAACUGCUGUUUAAUGCUGCUGAACUUUUGCCUGGCUUGUUGAUCUUUAUCUUCUGGUAUUUUAUUACACACAGAACGCACGCCGUGGAUGUGAAAUUCAAACUGCUGUUUUACUACAUGCUGCUGAACUUCUGCCUCGCUUCUGUGCAGUUCAGAGAGUUGAUUCGGGAUGGUGUGGUUCUUAAAACUUCAGAAGGUGAUAAUUGUAUUGAGGUUAAUAAUGUUGUUGUUCUGGUACAAAACAUUAUUUGCUUUAAAGGGAGUGAGUUUGUUGUUUAUAAAGAGUACACCAAGAAAGAAAGUUUAUUUGACUACCCAAUAGAUUCACAGGAAUUAGGGAUUUUUGUUGUUUCAGACCUGUCAUUGGAGCUGAAAUGUGCAAGGCUUACACAAAAUAUACACAAGUAUGUGAGAUUGCCUCUUGAGGGACAGGGCAGGUUUGCGGUUUUCCCCCUUCUACAUUUAAAAUGAGUUUUUUGUUUUUUGUUUUUGUUUCUCUUUUCCAGAAUUUGUUUUACAAGGGGACACAAGAUUGUUGUUAGUUCUUCACUCUACACAAAAAACAUGUACCACAUUGUGAGCUUUCUUGAUACCCAAGAAGUGGAGGUUGUGCCAGCAGUCUGGGUAAAAAAUGGGAUUUGUUUAUGGCCUCCAUAUAAGGGUGAAGGAAUUCAGAGGGCAACCAAGUGUUUGGAGCAACCUAGGGAGUCUUGGUCUGCUUAUAAAAUAAAAAUUAUGUAUACUGCAGAAAGCUAUGGUGAAGCACGCCGGAAGCUGCCGCUUGCUGAGCUACAGACUGAUCUCCAGUCUGAGGCAGAGCUUGAGUCCCAGAGGCCACCAAAACGCAAAACAAAACGAAACCGGCGCCUUUUGGAAGAUUAUGACACUGAUGACGAGGCUAUUGCACCCCAAAAAGACAAUUUGCCACAUGCCCCGCAAAUACAACCACCACCUAAAAGGAUUUGUUCAUCUACUGAGGUACAACCAAGUCCUCAAAGACAACCUCAACCCUCCAUAUGUCCUCAGAAGUCCUCGUGUCUGACACGGAUCCCAGAAACUCCAGGCCCAUCCUUGUUGGACAUAAGCCCUUCAAUUGAAAUGCAAGAGAGAAAUCUUGGGUCUUCAUUACGCCAAGCAAUAGAUAUGCCUGAACCGAUGCCUACCCUGCCUUUUCACAAUACACCGUCUUCUGCCAGAUCAUCACCAAAAUGA
Messenger RNA from Misgurnus anguillicaudatus (oriental weatherfish), 2237 nucleotides. The record is from RefSeq and is a predicted model, not a curated record. Lineage: Eukaryota; Metazoa; Chordata; Actinopteri; Cypriniformes; Cobitidae.